AUGCCAGGCCCUGGUAGUCAUGGAAAGUCCAAAGGGAAAUCAAACCAGUCACCGGCAGGUCAAUCGACAAACAUCUUGGGAUUGGAAAGCAUUCAGCUAGGAGAAAAGGAGGAUCUAGCGGAUUGGACAAUUAUCAUAGGUGCAAUCUGCGAGUUUCUUCACCUCCCAGAUCUCAAUUCUCGAAACGGGUUUAAAAAAGUCUAUGCCGAUUUCGAUGUGAUUCACGACCGACUCCAAACUUUAUUCGACAACAGCAAGGACAGCGUCAGAGUCAGAGGUGCUAUUGUUGGGAUAUUGGGAAAGAUGUGCACGGAUUCUCUUCUAAGAAACAAGGUUUUCGCAAAAGAUAUUCUAUCCAAGGUUCUCCCACUUUUACGCGAAGACGAAACUCGCCAUCUAGCAUUGCACGUAUUAGACACCAUUACACACCACGGAGGCAUUGAAGUUCGACUGGAAGUCGCUAGACACACCAAUACCAUUGCGAAGCUCAUUGACGACCUGCCAGACGAUGAGGUUGUCUCUAUUUCGGGAGUGGCUAUCCUUGCUCAUGCGACUGUCACUCUACUUGAUGGCGAUGAUUGCCCCCAUCCGAAGAUUCUGAAAACAAUUGAUAUGACUAUUGUCAUCAAAAGUGUGUUAGAAGCGGUCAAACGAUUCUACACUCGAUCCCAUUCGUUUUUGGAGCACGCCAUACACCUCAUCGCCACGUCCAGCCUCCAUGCGUCUUACGCCUUCAAAGCGUACCCUGCUGCACUUUCUUUUCUGGCCGUUGGACUACGAAGUAAAGAUUGGGUAACUCGUUGCAUAUGCCUUGGCGGUUUUGUUCGUGCCUUUUCGAUGGAGGCUCAAGAGCAUGAAGUUCCUUUUGAUCCGCGUAAAUUUGUGGCAACCUAUCAAACCUCUGGUAUUCCCCAGCAUCUUAGUCGUAUCAUGAUGGCCUAUGGCCCCACGAAUUGUGAUACAAUUGUGACCUUGUCGUGUAUAAACGACUCACAGAAGGCGAUAAGGGACUAUGCCGAUAGCCAAGAACGUGAUUUACGCGCUCUUGCACUGAAGCAGGCUGCAUUAAUCACCAAGGCUGAACACGCAAUCAUGGAUGGCUACUUCCAAGUUCAGGAUGAAAGGACAGGACAAUUUGUGGCUGCUGAUAUGGGAUUGCCUUUCACAACUUGGAGAGAGUCGCUUCAUCACACUGCCAAUGCCAUAAGGCGCCAGGGGAACCCGGGGGAGGAGGAUCUUGCCGACAUACUAGAGCUGAAAUAUCUCAUUGGCAAGCAAGCUCUCGACAAAGUCAUGAAUCUGGCUAGAAAGGCUAUUCAACGGAAUCCCGAGCAAUCGUACUUUUAUUACGCUCUCUCUUUGACCGCUGACAAUGUCCAGGGUCUACGUGCGUCGAAGAAGGGCUUAAAGUGCAAGAGCAUGACACCGUUUGUGAAGUAUCAACUUUUGCAAAGGGCUGUCGACCAUGCUGCUGAUAUGGGGAUUAAAUUGAUGCAAACUAAUCCACCUCGCGGAGACAGAAAAUGGGAAGAAGCUAUAGCGUUUGUCAUGACAGCUUUGCAAGAUGCCAAGACGUACAUAAAGGAAGCACCUCCCGAUUCGCGUCACAUCAAAACUGUGGGGUAUUGGUACGUGCUUUUAAGCAUUCUGGUGAACCCUGCUAUAGACCCCAGCCUAAAAGAGUUGGAUGAUAUCGUGCGGAAACUUCACAUCGCAGACGAGUUCAGUGAGCUUAUGGGGACCCCUCCUCCUCAAAGCAACCUACGCCUUUCCCAGAAGGCAAUCCUUAAACACUAUCCUCUUGGUUUUAAGCAGUUUGCCCACAUCAUGAAUGAAUUCGAUAGGUUCUACAGCCUCGACGUUCAACAUACGACAUCCAAACGCAGGGCAGAGGAUAAUCUUACGGCCUGGUUGGAAGACAUGAAGCUGGAGGAUAACACUAUCGACGACCUGCUAACGACUCAAAGUUUCCAAUCAUCUCAAACCAAAAUCCAUUUUGAUGAGAACAAGCUCACGCUCUAUCGAUGUUCAUGGUGCGGAAAUCCAUCCGCAGUGUUGCGAAAAUGCGGUGGCUGCUCAAAUACAAGGUACUGCGACUCUGCGUGUCAAAAGGCCCACUGGAAAGGCCACAAGAAAGAAUGUACUUCCGGGUCAUCCAAUGCGUCAUAG
Messenger RNA from Psilocybe cubensis, 2169 nucleotides. RefSeq lists its product as uncharacterized. The record is from RefSeq and is a predicted model, not a curated record. NCBI's taxonomy places the organism in Eukaryota, Fungi, Basidiomycota, Agaricomycetes, Agaricales, Agrocybaceae. Bases 1 to 2169 code for a protein of 722 amino acids. The transcript is spliced from 6 exons.